GGCUUCUGUUUUCGUUUUUAUCUGUGCACGGUGUUAGCGACCUCGUUGUGUUAUGCGUGACUGCUGUUGACCAAGUUGGCAAAACGCAGGUCACCGGUACGACGACAUCAUCGGCGUGAGGUUGAGGACACUUGCCAAUUUCCUCAGGGACAGCCACCAUGGGUGUCGGUGAUGCUGAAGACAGCAGAGAUGGUGCCAGGAGGGGGAGCCAUGUGUCAAGGCAGCAUGCCAUCGUGUACCAGCCUACAGAUGCUCCGGCAUGCCCGCAGUGUCGCAUGCUGGACGUGCCGUUCUUCGACACCGAUUGCCCUAACUGUCUCAACAUCCUGCACAGCGAGGACACCACUGUGCCCGAGAUCUUUGCCAUCCUUCGCCAGUGGGUGCCGCGCACCCAGAAGGACAUCAAGACGCUCUGUACGGAGGUUUUGAAGCGUGGGGCUCACGUCAAUGAUCGCGACGGCCUGACAGACAUGACGCUUCUGCACUAUGCCUGCAAGUCUGGGGCCACUGGUGUCGGUGACCUGACGAGCUCGACGCAAACUGUGGGCAUCCUUCUGGAUUAUGGUGCAGAUCCUACAUUGCGCUGUCGUUGGACAGACAUGGCCCCGCUUCAUUAUGCCGCAUACUUUGAUGUUCCUCCUGUGAUUGAAUUGCUGCUGAAGGCAUCUAAGAGGUCGGACAUUGACAGCCCCUGCCAGGUGUUUGAUGGUGGCACGCCACUCCACAUAGCAGCGGCUACUCUGUGUCUGGGAGCUGCUCAAACCCUUGUGGACUGUGGUGCCAGUUUGACCAGCCUGGAUAGCUUAGGGAGGAUUCCCUUUGAAUGUGUUCCGGAGAUGAGGAAAGGCGAAGCACUUCCUAGCGAGGUCAGCACGGCAUGUAACAUGCGUGACCUGCUGCGCUGUUCGUUGCCCCCUGGAGUCCACAGCUCUGAUGGCAGCGGGCAGCAACAGGAGGCAGCUCCUUCCCCAUCCACGGGGCGCGUCUUGCUGCAGUCGCUGGGGCUCAAGAUUGGCGACAAAGUCACCGUGGGCGGCUCCAAGGUUGGCACUCUGCGCUAUUGUGGGACCAUCCAUUUUGCCACUGGUAUCUGGGCGGGCGUGGAGUUGUGCAACCCGCUUGGCAAGAAUGAUGGCUCGCUCGGUGGGGUCUCUUACUUCCAGUGCCCAAUGAAUCAUGGGAUAUUCGCUCCAAUAACGAAGAUUCAGAAGUACGACGGCAGCACUCAAGUAGACACAGUGUCAUCGCCUACGAAAUCAAGCCGGCCACCAAAGAGUAUUUCGUACCCGAAGGUGGAUGUGUCUCAUGUUUCCUCAAAAAUUGAGACUGGUCUGUCAACUAUCAGACAAAAGCAGCACCUUUAUGACCGCAAAAACAACAAGCUCUCCAUUGGAGAUUCUGUCGUCGUGGGGCAGAGGAAAGGAUUGGUACGCUUUCUCGGCGAAACUCAGUUUGCUCCAGCACAAUCCGAGCAACCGUCGCCCGAACGCACAGGGUACUGGUGCGGGAUUGAGCUGGCCAAGCCUGAAGGCAAGAACAACGGAUCCGUCAACGGGGUCACUUAUUUCACGUGCCCUCCGAACCAUGGUGUCUUCGCCCAACCCUCGAAGGUCAAAUGGAUACCUCCAGGAACAGAUGAGGAAGCAUCUGACCUGGACUCGUUGGUUGAUCUGAACACAUCCAUCAGCAGAAGCUCCACGGAUGGUGAUUCGGGUGGUAGCCCCGCAUCCCAGAGAUCAACUGCCACUGAUAAGAAACCACCUGCAAAGUCCCAGCAUGCUAAAACGGUGCAGACCGUGCUCAAGAAGGGCUGCUGGCUGACAGUGGGGAUGAAUGUGUUUGUCUGCAAUGAGCUUGGCGUUAUCCGGUACAUCGGUCCAGUGCACUUUGAGGAAGGCACUUGGCUCGGGGUGGAACUACGUGGGCCCACGGGUAGGAACGAUGGCAGCGUCCAAGGGAGGCGCUAUUUCACGUGCAAGCCAAACCACGGCCUCAUCGUCAGGCCCAACAAGGUCACGGUGCGGGGCAUCAAUAGCGCCAAGCUGUUUGAAGAGCAGCCACACUCUUGAGAAUGGCUUUUAGCUUACUUUGUGCAUAUGGUAGGCCCGAUUCUCCAUUUUUAGCAGUAGGGAAUAGGAUGGCUCUUUGGAGCCAGGUACUGCAAUUUUUAACGAUUAACUUCUGGCAAUACCAGAGGACUCCCUUCAAGACGGAGUGUGAGAAGGGGCCUUGAAAAUAUGUUGAAAAGGUCUUGUUGGAAGUGCUUAGCAGAAGUGCACUGAAUAUAUACUGCAAGCUAAGCAACAGCCUUCGGAGCUGUUCUAGAAGCCAGCUUAUUCGAGAAUUCAGCUUAACAGAAUUUGUCUUAAAGGGAGUCUGUAGAACUUUCAUGUAUUACAUUCGGGGCAGUGCUUUACUGCAGCUGCUCUCAGUCGUUGAUUUGAGAUCUCCGCCACCAAUCUAAUGGUAAUACAUUAAUGGUAAGCAUAUCAGCUCUCAAGUUCUUUUUUUUGUUGUUGUUGUUGCAUCUGCCUCCUCUGGUUAAACAAUCUCAUGCACACUUAGAUGCCCCCACGUGAUGCUUGUUUCAUUAUACAGCCCCCAUGCUUCUGCAACUGCACAAUGUGCUUUUAUGUGAUGCAGUAUUGCAGUACACAGUGUUGUAACGUUAAGGACCACAAACUUGCAACUCUACCAGUUCAUAUCGAAUGGCGAACACUUAAGCGGGUUUUGUGAGUGGAUGUUUUGAACAUCAAGCAUCAGUGAUGUAUCCUGAGCUUCAACAAUGUGCUGUCUUGACAUGACCUGGCCCGUCAGGUCAUGUCAAGAGAAAAGGUAGUCAAGGGUACCGUAGCUAAUUAGUGCUAAAGGUAGACACAAAUGCAGUUAACUUAAUCACGUUAAGUCAGCAUAUGAAAAUGAAAAAAGAACAACUGUGUUAAAGAAAACACUUCUACACAAUACACAACACAGUUGAGACAGUUUUCUUGGUAUACAGUCGCUUGAUCCCAAGUUUUAAAAAAAACUCCCCCGCUCCUUCACCAACUAGUAUGAACUUGAAGCUGUUCCCUGAUUUCACUGUUAACUGGUUCACUAUUAACAGUUAAAAGGUGAUAGCCCCUGAACUUGCCAUUACACUUUGGUAACGACCCUCGAGAAUACCUGUGACAGGCAGUUGAUUGAGAAGUGUUUCUACAAUCCAUUCUAUUUGUGUAUACUCCAUUUCAUACUUGGCAGGCAACGCUGCAGGAGCUACGCAGAAAGCAUGGUCAUGCUUUCAAUGCAGUUGUUUUUGAUCCUCAAUGCUUCAAUGUAAUGACUACUUCAUACAUUGCAACUUCACUUUGUGAACAUAAGGCUACAUCAUCAUUUAUUAAUUGUGCACCUUUGUGCCUGCAGUAUGUGAUGUACCGUGUUCUGGCUGCGAGUGCAGGUGCCGUGCUAUGGCUGCUGGUUCCAGAAAUGACUCGCUCCACUUAUUCAGUUGUAAAUAGGUUCAAAUUUGUGACAUCUUCCAUGUAAUAAUUGCAACAUAUUUUGCUAUAUAAGAGUGUGAGACUUCAUUUUACAUCGAAUUACAUGACCCUAUGCUUAUUCAGCUUAUAUGUGAUGCACUAUUUCUUGGUCAUGAAUGCGAGCAAUAAGAAAAGUUUCCCUAGCCUCCUUGGCAUUGCCUGCUAUGUAUGAGAGACCGAGUAUGAUGCAAGGAGUGCCUGGCUAAAAAAUGUUAGCACGAAAAUCGGCUGAGGAUCGAUUGUGAAGCAUAGUGAAUUGGUCAAGGACAGUGCUGCUGGCAGCUUUUCAGGCGGAGUGUUAAGUGCAGGAGCAUUUAAGAACAUGGAGGUUGCCUGCUAACGUUAAGUAUUCACUGUGGUGUUAUAUGCCAAGUUGGUCUUGCAAAGUUAAAGCAUUUUUCCUGGUGGUGCAGCGAGCUAUGGCAUUUUUUAGCUGAGUGCAAGGUCAUUGGUAUAGUGUGGACCCCUUAUAACGUAAGUCACCGGAGUCGCGAAUAUCCGCACUAUAAGUGGUACCGCACUAUAAGUGGUACCGCACUAUAACCAAAGCAACAAUUUUCAAGGCCCGCACAUAUGCAAAACAUGUGCACUGAGCCGCCACAGCGUAUGCGACAGUCGAGAAAUGCGGCUAGAACGUUUUCAUUCAAUUUACAGUCCAAUCUCAUUAAUUCGAACCAAAUCACGCGGCGGCGCCUCCGACCGGUAUUGCUCCAGCACCGCCAUAGAGUAAAAGCUUAGGAGAGACCCCUCAAUGUUGCGCGCGAACAAAAAAAAAAAAAGAAAAAAAAAUGCGGCGAAAAUUUCACCCUCUCUCACAUGGCAAGGUCGCUGAUUCUGUGUUGCGCCGGAUCAUGCAUGUACGCGCCGACGUCUCAGCCACGCUACCGUAGCCACGCGUAGAAAAUGUCAGUGAACCCUUCUUUCUCCUAUAUGCUUCCUCUACUUUCUAGUCACGUGUUGACCUUGCACGGUGCGGCUACGGCGCAGAGGGAAGCAGCAGCGCUGUCCCAGGCUGGCCAACGAAACUGGCCACGCCGGCAAACGCCUGCUUCCCGAUAACGGCAGAAAACAAAACUUCGGGGAGCUGGCGCCGGGCCAGCUGGAGCGGCGGCGACUGCAUGGCGGUGGGCGCGCACGGUGACAGUCGAAAGUGAGGGAGCUAGAGGGAGGGCGAGGGGAGCCGCCGAAGCGACGGAGUUGCCGAGGCGAAAUCCGCUUCCCUGCCGCCCUCCUCCCUCACAUUCCACGGUCUCCGCGUGCGCCCUUCGCCGCGCUGUGCCGGCGCCGCCCGCUCCCUGAAGUUUCGUUUACUACCGUUAUCGUGAAGCGAGCGUUGGCCGGCGUUGGCAGUUUCGUGGCCCUCGCUUGCUAUGCGCGCCGUGAUAUUUCAGGACUCGCACUCAAGAUUCUGGUUUCAGCCUCACUGGCUGUUCGUUCGUACCAUGUGCCC
Dermacentor silvarum is the source of this 4965-nucleotide messenger RNA. RefSeq names its product CAP-Gly domain-containing linker protein 3. The transcript has 13 exons. The record is from RefSeq and is a predicted model, not a curated record. Bases 159 to 2069 code for a protein of 636 amino acids. Gene Ontology annotation, biological process: cytoplasmic microtubule organization. Gene Ontology annotation, cellular component: cytoplasm; nucleus; microtubule plus-end. Gene Ontology annotation, molecular function: microtubule plus-end binding. NCBI's taxonomy places the organism in Eukaryota, Metazoa, Arthropoda, Arachnida, Ixodida, Ixodidae.